Molecule: messenger RNA, 1389 nt
Organism: Tripterygium wilfordii
Lineage: Eukaryota; Viridiplantae; Streptophyta; Magnoliopsida; Celastrales; Celastraceae
Exons: 3
Coding region: 1-1389 (462 amino acids)
Source: RefSeq, a predicted model, not a curated record
AUGAAACAGACGGAGGAGGUAGAGGUAUCAAUUGAGUCAAAUACCAUUUGUCGGGGAUUAAGGGUGGUGGUGUUGAGGAUUGUAAAAAAGCAUGAGCAGCAAGAGGAAUGUGAUGAUGAAGUUCAAGAGACAUUACCUCCACGUCAAGUGAGUCGAAGCGAUGUUAAUAUUAGAGGAAGUCAACGGAGCACCCAAAGUCAGAAGACCCAAUCAAAAUCAAGAACGGUUGGCCUGAAAUCUUAUUUCAUGCCAAGGACUUCUGCAGGUGCUCAACCAACUAUCAAAAGUGCAUUGCAAACUAAAGAAGCUAAAGAGAAGACUGAUCUUGCUAUGUCAAAAUGGUUGAUUGAUGCCUGCCUCCCAUUUAAUGCGGUAAAUUCUAAAUUUUAUCAACAUGCCAUUGAUGCUAUUGCUAGUAUGGGUGCUGGUUACAAAGGGCCUAGCUUCCAUGACAUGCGUGGACAUCUAUUGACAAAGAAUGUUGCAGAAGUUAGAAACUUUGUUGAAAAUUUUCGUGCGAUUUGGAAAGAAACGGGAUGUACAAUAAUGGCUGAUGGAUGGACUGAUCAGUGCAGAAGAACACUAAUUAAUUUUCUGGUAUAUUGUCCAAAAGGUACAGUAUUCUUGAAAUCUAUUGAUGCCACUGAAGCUUCUAAGACUGCUAAUGUUUUAUAUAGUUUGUUUAGAGAAGUUGUACUUUUUGUUGGUGCUGAAAAUGUGGUGCAUAUGGUGACUGAUAACGCAGCUAAUUAUGUUGCUGCUGGAAGGUUGCUAGAGCAGGAAUUUCCUACACUUUAUUGGUCUCCUUGUGCCGCCCAUUGUUUGAACUUGAUGUUACAGGAUAAUGGUAAAUUGGGGGAGGUUAGUGAGUGUGUGUUUCAUGCUGCCAAGAUAACAAAGUAUGUUUAUAAUCAUACUUUCGUUUUGCAUUUGAUGAGAGAGCACACUGGUGGUAGAGAAAUUCUUCGUCCCGCCCCCACACGGUUUGCUACUAACUUUAUUGCUUUGGAAAGUAUUUUGUCGCAAAAGGAUGCCUUGCGUCAAAUGGUGACAUGUAAGGAAUGGAUGCAAUCAACAUAUUCAAGAGAUAGUAAAGGGAAGAAAUUUACUGACCUUGUAUUGGAUUCAUCAUUUUGGAAAGAAAGUGCCACCAUUGUUUACAUAACCAAGCCUCUAGUUCGUGUGUUGAGGUUGGUUGAUAGUGAAAAUAGGUCGGCUAUGGGUUAUAUGUAUGCUGCAAUUUGGAAAGCUAGAGGUGAAAUUUUAAAGAGAUUUGAAAGGAGGAAGAGAAGGGUUGCACCUUACAUAAGGAUCAUUGAUAGUCGGUGGGAUAGCCAACUUCAUACAAAUCUCCAUGCUGCCGGUUAUUGGAUAACCAAUAUGAUGUGA